Messenger RNA from Racocetra persica, 447 nucleotides. Lineage: Eukaryota; Fungi; Glomeromycota; Glomeromycetes; Diversisporales; Gigasporaceae. The record is from the annotation of a GenBank genome assembly.
AUGGUAAUAAAUGAAAAUUCCACCCCAAGUCAAAUAAUUAUCUGUGACGCUGCUGCAAAGGAAUGGAAAAAUAUUAAAAAGAUGAAAGAAUCUGAACUUGAUGAUAUUAUAAAAAAAUACUUAGCAACGCCUCUUAAAAUACAAGGAUAUUUUUGGUCUACUGCUUCAUCUCGACAAAAAUCUCCAGAAAUUUCUAAAGUGAAUUUAUCUCAGAAUACACCUUCACAGAUUCCACUAACAUUUGAUGUAGAAGAAAUUCAAAAUAAUACGUCGGCUCAAAAAUGGGUAGCUAAUUCUAAAGUAACUAUAGAAAAAAAAAUUAAAGAACUAGAAACUGUGUAUAGCUUUAUUAACAAUUUGCAGCUUUGCUAUGAUUUAUAUGUUAGAAUCACAAAUCUUAAAUCUGAACUUCAAGAAUAUGAGAACAAACUACACAAACUAAAAUGA